This is a messenger RNA of Chiroxiphia lanceolata (lance-tailed manakin), 1936 nucleotides long. RefSeq names its product keratin, type II cytoskeletal 6A-like. Gene Ontology annotation, biological process: intermediate filament organization; keratinization. The transcript has 9 exons. Bases 82 to 1842 code for a protein of 586 amino acids. The record is from RefSeq and is a predicted model, not a curated record. Gene Ontology annotation, molecular function: structural constituent of skin epidermis. Gene Ontology annotation, cellular component: keratin filament. NCBI's taxonomy places the organism in Eukaryota, Metazoa, Chordata, Aves, Passeriformes, Pipridae.
CCUCGCCCUCUGCUCUUUUCCUGCCGCGCAGCUUCGGUUCUCCGGCCCUUUUUUUCCCUGCUCUUUGCGUCCGCAGCCACCAUGAGCCGGAUCUCUUUCCGAUCAUCCACCGGAGGGGGCAUGAGGGGCUUCAGCUCGGGCUCUGCCAUCGUGGGAGGCGGUGGCGGGGGCACCAGGAGCAGCUUCAGCUCCGUCUCCGUCUCCAGAGUCGGGGGAGGAAGAGCCGGAGGCGGAGGAGGCUUCGGAGCCGGCGGCGGCUUCGGCAGCAGGAGCCUCUACAACAUGGGUGGAAGCAAAAGGAUCUCCAUCGGGGGUCUCCGGAGCGGAGCCGGUGGCGGAUUCGGCUUCGGCGGCGGCGCCGGCUUCGGGCUGGGCUAUGGCGGCGGUGGAGCCGCUUUCGGCUUGGGAGGAGCCGGUGCCGGUGGUGGUUACGGGCUGGGAAGCGGAUUUGGGCUGGGAGGUCCCGGAUUCGGCGGCCGAGGCGGCCCCGGGUUCCCCGUGUGCCCCCCCGGCGGCAUCCACGAGGUGACGGUGAACCAGAGCCUGCUGGCCCCCCUGAAGCUCGACAUCGACCCCGAGAUCCAGAAGGUGCGGACGCAGGAGCGGGAGCAGAUCAAGACCCUCAACAACAAAUUCGCCUCCUUCAUCGACAAGGUUCGCUUUUUGGAGCAGCAGAACAAGGUGCUGGAGACCAAGUGGAGCCUCCUCCAGGAGCAGGGGCACACGGUCACCAGGAAGUCCCUGGAGCCCCUGUUCGAAGCCUACAUCGGCAACCUGCGGAGGCAGCUCGACAGCCUGAUGGGCGAGCGGGGCCGCCUGGACUCCGAGCUCAGGAACAUGCAGGACAUGGUGGAGGACUUCAAGAACAAAUAUGAAGAUGAGAUCAACCGGCGCACGGGGGCCGAGAACGAGUUCGUGGUGCUCAAGAAGGACGUGGACGGCGCCUACAUGAACAAGGUGGAGCUGCAGGGCAAGGCAGACUCGCUGGCAGAGGAGAUCAACUUCCUGCGGGCUCUCUACGAGGCGGAGCUGUCCCAGAUGCAGCAGCAGGUGUCGGACACCUCGGUGGUGCUUUCCAUGGACAACAACCGGAGCCUGGACCUCAACAGCAUCAUCGCCGAGGUGAAGGCGCAGUACGAGGACAUCGCCAACCGCAGCCGCGCCGAGGCCGAGGCCUGGUACCAGAACAAGUACGAGGAGCUGCAGGUCUCGGCCGGGCGCCACGGGGACGACCUGAGGAACACCAAGAUCGAGAUCUCGGAGAUCAACAGGAUGGUGCAGAGGCUGCGCAACGAGAUCGACAGCGUGAAGAAGCAGUGUGCCAACCUCCAAGCUGCCAUCGCCGAGGCCGAGGAGCGCGGGGAGCUGGCCCUCAAGGACGCCAAGGCCAAGCUGAGCGAGCUGGAGGACGCCCUGCAGAAGGCCAAGCAGGACCUGGCCCGGCAGCUCCGCGAGUACCAGGAGCUCAUGAACGUCAAGCUGGCCCUGGACAUCGAGAUCGCGACCUACAGGAAGCUGCUGGAAGGGGAGGAGAGCAGGCUGGCUGGAGAAGGAGUGGGAGCCGUCAGCGUCUCCGUGGUCAGCAGCUCCAGCGGGAUGGGAUACGGCGGCGGGAGCUGCCUGGGGAUGGGCGGAGGGCUCGGGAUGGGCGGCGGCGGCGGCGGCGGAUUCUCCGUGAGCGGCGGCGGCUUCGGGGGCGGCAGCGGCGGCGGCUUCGGGGGGCUCAGCUACGGCGGGGGCAGCACCUUCAGCUCCGGCAGCAGCCGAGGCGUGAGCUCCAGCACGGGCGGCAGCGUCAGGAUCGUCUCCAAGACCACCACCAGCAAAAAGACCAUCAGAUAAGGGCGGGGAGCCCCCCGGGGGCGGCGGGAGCGGGUCCCGCCUGCCCCUGCCCUGCGCGUCCAGGGUGUAAAUAGCUGCGCUAGACCCUCUCCUU